Molecule: messenger RNA, 743 nt
Organism: Choloepus didactylus (southern two-toed sloth)
Lineage: Eukaryota; Metazoa; Chordata; Mammalia; Pilosa; Megalonychidae
Product: adenylate kinase isoenzyme 1
Exons: 5
Coding region: 26-664 (212 amino acids)
Biological process (GO): nucleoside triphosphate biosynthetic process
Cellular component (GO): cytoplasm; cytosol
Molecular function (GO): AMP kinase activity; ATP binding
Source: RefSeq, a predicted model, not a curated record
GACCACCCCUCUGGCGGCUGGCGCGAUGGGUCUCUGCACGUCCAAGCUGCCCCAGAUGGGCAAACCCCUGAGGCCCCAGGAGAAGGACGUCCUCAAGACCCCCCUCAUCAUCUUCGUCAUGGGCGGCCCCGGCUGUGGCAAAGGGACGCAGUGCAAGAAUAUGGCAAGCAAAUAUGGCUUCUGCCACGUGGGGCUGGGCCAGCUGCUGCGUCAGGAGGCCCAGCAGGGCACCCGGCGGGGCUGGCAGAUCCGUGACAUCAUGCUGCAGGGGCUCCUGGUGCCCACGGGCGUCAUCCUGGACAUGGUCAGCGACAGCUUGCUGGCCUGCCCGGAGAGCCGGGGCUUCCUCAUCGACGGCUUCCCCCGGGAGCUGAAGCAAGCAAAGGAGUUUGAGCGCAUUGUGGGCCGGGCCCCCGACAUGGUGAUCGUGUUUGACUGUUCCAUGGAGACGAUGGUCCAGAGGGUACUGCACCGGGGUCGGCUGGAGCAGUGGGCAGACGAUUCCGAGUCGGCCAUCCGCCAGCGCCUGGAGACACACUAUACCUUGUGUGAGCCCAUCCUGACCUUCUACCAGCAGAAGAACCUGCUCCGAAACAUCUUGGCAGAAGAAGCCCCAGAAAACAUUUUUGCCAAGUGCUGCUCUGUCAUUGAAAGUCUGCACUAAGACGUGUAGGGGUUGGGGGCUCUGGCCCUAGCUCUCACCCAGAACCUGUGCAGGGCUCUGAAGGGGGUGCUGUGCCCAU